AAUGAUGAAAGUUCUUGCAGUAGCUCUGAUGAUUAAUCUCCUAUAUUCCGGGAGUGUCACGACGUGGUCCUUGCCAAUAAGGCAGGACAUUCUCCUAGGGAAUACAGCUGAACUUACCUGCGACCUUGGUGAUCCGGUGUGGGAUAUUAGGGGCAGUCAGGAUGGAGCACAGUCACGCUACGUAUUCCCUCGGCAAAUCAACGCAGUUCCCCCAGUGCUACAACUUCGAGGGUUUGAGUCCAGGUUU
This is a messenger RNA of Geodia barretti, 247 nucleotides long. Lineage: Eukaryota; Metazoa; Porifera; Demospongiae; Tetractinellida; Geodiidae. The record is from the annotation of a GenBank genome assembly.